Paraglomus occultum is the source of this 822-nucleotide messenger RNA. The record is from the annotation of a GenBank genome assembly. Lineage: Eukaryota; Fungi; Glomeromycota; Glomeromycetes; Paraglomerales; Paraglomeraceae.
GAUAGUGCUGGAGACUAUGGAAAUGAGAAAGAGACAGGACAAGGAAUACAAAGUGCGUUAAACCAGGGCAUUGUCAAGCGGGAAGACAUUUUUGUCACGUCCAAAUUAUGGAACACUUGUCAUGCCCGCCAACACGUGCGCCCGGCACUUGAACGAACUUUGUCAGAUUUAGGUUUAACAUACUUGGAUCUAUAUUUGAUCCAUUUUCCCGUUUCUCUUAAACAUGUUCCUUUCGAGGAAAGAUAUCCAGCAGGUUGGUUUUAUAAUCCCGAGCAGCAGGAAAUUGUUCAAGAACAUGUGCCGAUACAAGAGACAUGGCAAGCCAUGGAAGAAUUGGUAGAUGCGGGAUUAGUCAAGAAUAUCGGGGUAUCCAAUUUUCCUAAGAGACUGAUUAACGAAAUCCUGACGUACGCACGCGUCAGACCAGCGGUACUGCAAAUUGAACACCAUCCGUAUUUGACACAAGAAGACCUCGUUGCCUACGCCAAAGGAGAAAAUAUGGCCAUAACCGGAUAUUCUACGUUUGGUGGUAAUAGCUAUGUAGAACUUUCUGAAAAGGCUCGCAAUAGUCCGAACCUGUUAACGAAUGAUCUGAUAACCGAGCUGGCAAGCAAAUAUAAAAAGAGUCCCGGUCAGAUACUUUUGAGAUGGAGCGUACAACGAGGAAUUGCUGUCGUCCCAAAGACUAGUAAAGCAGAGAGAUUGAAGGAAAAUAUUAACAUCUUUAAUUUUGAACUGAGCGAAGAUGACAUCAAGAGAAUAUCGUCAUUGAAUCGGAAUUUAAGAUUUAACGAAAUCGAGAAUGUUACAGUAUAUGUCUAA